AUGUCCAACAGCAGCUCCAUCACCCAGUUCCUCCUCCUGGCAUUCGCAGACACACGGGAGCUACAGCUUUUGCACUUCUGGCUCUUCCUGGGCAUCUACCUGGCUGCCCUCCUGGGCAACGGCCUCAUCAUCACCACCAUAGCCUGGGACCAGCACCUCCACACCCCCAUGUACUUCUUCCUGCUCAACCUCUCCCUCCUCGAUCUGGGCUUCAUCUCCACCACUGUGCCCAGCUCUACAGCUAAUUCCCUCUGGAACACCAGGGCCAUUUCGUAUGCAGGAUGUGUUACCCAGGUCUUCCUCUUUAUCUUUGCCCUGUCAACAGAGUAUUUUGUUCUCACAGUCAUGUCCUAUGAUCGCUACGUUGCCAUCUGCAAACCCCUGCACUACGGGACCCUCCUGGGCAGCAGAGCUUGUGUCCACAUGGCAGCAGCUGCCUGGGCCACGGGGUUUCUCUAUUCUCUGCUGCACACGGCCAAUACAUUUUCAGUGCCCCUGUGCAAGGGCAAUGCCCUGGACCAGUUCUUCUGUGAAAUCCCCCAGAUCCUCAAGCUCUCCUGCUCACACUCCUACCUCAGGGAACUUGGACUUCUUGUGGCUAGUGGCUGUUUAGUUUUUGUGUGUUUUGUGUUCAUCGUUCUGUCUUAUGUGCAGAUCUUCAGGACAGUGCUGAGGAUCCCCUCUGAGCAGGGACGGCACAAAGCCUUUUCCACCUGCCUCCCUCACCUGGCCAUGGUCUCCCUGUUUGUCAGCACUGCCUUGUUUGCCCACCUGAAGCCCCCUUCCAUGUCCUCCCCAUCCCUGGAUCUGCUGGUGGCAGUUCUGUACUCGUUGGUGCCUCCAGCAGCAAAUCCCCUCAUCUACAGCAUGAGGAACCAGGAGCUCAAGGAUGCUCUGAGGAAGCUGAUGACUGGAUGUUUUUCAGCAGCCAUAGGCUGCUUACUUUCCUCUGCAAACAGCUCCAGUGUAUGUCAUGGCAGGACAGAUUUGCCUUUCCUGCUCUACGUUUUUUUUUCCUUUUUCCUUAUGUGAUAUUGUUGCCUUCCAAGAAACAUAAUGGUUCUUACCUUUCUUCU
Columba livia (rock pigeon) is the source of this 1076-nucleotide messenger RNA. RefSeq names its product olfactory receptor 14J1. NCBI's taxonomy places the organism in Eukaryota, Metazoa, Chordata, Aves, Columbiformes, Columbidae. The transcript has a single exon. Gene Ontology annotation, molecular function: odorant binding; olfactory receptor activity; G protein-coupled receptor activity. Gene Ontology annotation, biological process: G protein-coupled receptor signaling pathway. Gene Ontology annotation, cellular component: membrane. Bases 1 to 1032 code for a protein of 343 amino acids. The record is from RefSeq and is a predicted model, not a curated record.